Cicer arietinum (chickpea) is the source of this 2111-nucleotide messenger RNA. Its product is annotated as pre-mRNA-processing factor 19 homolog 2. Gene Ontology annotation, cellular component: U2-type catalytic step 1 spliceosome; Prp19 complex; cytoplasm. Gene Ontology annotation, molecular function: ubiquitin protein ligase activity; protein binding. Lineage: Eukaryota; Viridiplantae; Streptophyta; Magnoliopsida; Fabales; Fabaceae. The record is from RefSeq and is a predicted model, not a curated record. Gene Ontology annotation, biological process: DNA repair; mRNA splicing, via spliceosome; protein ubiquitination.
CUGAAUUAUUAGCGCUCGCUGGUUUUGGUUUUUUUGUUUGCUUCGCCUUCGUUUCUCUUUCUCUCUCUCUACUCAACUUCGUUUUCUCUUUUUUCUCACACCACUUCUUCAAAAACCCAAAACCCUAGUUUCUCAUAUCUAACACCAUGAACUGCUCCAUUUCCGGUGAGGUUCCGGAAGAGCCUGUGGUGUCAAAAAGUUCCGGUCUUCUCUUUGAGAAGCGUUUAAUCGAGAGACACAUAGUGGAUUAUGGGAAGUGUCCAGUUACUGGAGCUCCACUUACACUGGACGACAUUGUACCAAUCAAAACCGGCAAGAUAGUGAAGCCCAGACCAGUGCAAGCAGCUAGCAUCCCUGGCAUGCUUGGAAUGUUUCAAAAUGAAUGGGAUGGGUUGAUGCUAUCAAAUUUUGCAUUGGAGCAACAAUUGCACGCAGCAAGGCAAGAGCUAAGUCAUGCUUUAUAUCAGCAUGAUGCUGCUUGCCGUGUGAUUGCAAGACUUACAAAGGAACGAGAUGAAGCUAGGUCUUUUCUUGCACUGGCAGAAAGGCAGUUCCCUAUUUCUGCAACAAAUGCUGUGACAGCAAAUGCCCCUGUUGUGAGCAAUGGGAAAAGAGCUGCUGCUGAUGAAAAGCUGGCACCUAGUGCAAAGAAAUUACAUCCUGGAAUUUCUUCUAGCAUAAUUUCUGAGCUAACAGACUGCAAUGCUGCUCUUUCACAGCAGAGGAAAAAACGACAGAUUCCUGCGACUUUGGCUCCUAUUGAUGCUCUUGAGACAUAUACCCAGAUAUCUAGUCACCCCUUUCACAAAACAAACAAACAAGGCAUUACAUCUCUUGAUAUCCUUCAUUCUAAGGAUUUAAUUGCAACUGGAGGUAUUGAUACAAAUGCUGUUAUUUUUGAUCGACCAUCCGGACAAAUAUUAGCUAUUCUUCCUGGUCACUCAAAAAAGGUAACCAGUGUGAAGUUUGUAGGUGAGGGCGAAUCUUUCUUAACUGGUUCAUCAGAUAAGACGGUUCGUUUGUGGCAAACGUCAAAUGAUGGUAGCUAUGAAUGCAGACAGAUCUUGAGGGAUCAUACGGCUGAGGUGCAAGCUGUCACUGUCCAUGCCACCAAUAAUUACUAUGUCACUGCAUCACUUGAUGGUACUUGGUGCUUUUAUGAACUGUCUUCAGGAACUUGUCUGACUCAGGUUUCGGACUCUUCUGGUUCUUCUGAAGGUUAUACAUCUGCAGCUUUUCAUCCUGAUGGUCUUAUUCUUGGAACUGGCACAACAGAUUCUCUUGUUAAGAUCUGGGAUGUAAAAAGUCAGGCAAAUGUUGCUAAGUUUGAUGGACAUGUGGGGCAUGUAACUGCCGUUUCCUUUUCUGAGAAUGGAUACUACCUUGCGACUGCAGCACAUGAUGGUGUAAAGCUUUGGGAUCUACGGAAGUUGAAAAACUUCAGGAAUUUUGCCCCAUAUGACUCAGAAACUCCAACAAGCUCUGUGGAGUUUGACCACAGUGGAUCCUACCUCGCAGUUGCAGGCUCUGAUGUGAGGAUAUACCAAGUCGCAAAUGUGAAAUCUGAAUGGAACUUAAUCAAAACAUUUCCUGAUUUAUCUGGAACAGGAAAAUCCACAUGUGUAAAAUUUGGCCCUGAUUCAAAAUACAUAGCAGUUGGAUCAAUGGACCGGAAUCUUCGAAUUUUCGGCCAACCCGGCGAAGACAUUCUGAAUCAUAAGCACGCCUGUUGCAUAGUCUUGGUUCUGAAGUGAGAGUUGCUGGCCUGCUAUUAAUGCUUGGUGGUCUAAUUUCAUUGGUUCGAAAAGUGAAUGAAAGUUUUGGUUAAUUUGAUUAUUCAGUCUUGGUCCUCUUCACAUACCAUGGUGUAUGUGGAAUGGAGCAAAUAUACUCAAGGCUUUCUGCAUCAACAUUACUAUGCCUUUGUUCUUUGUCUACUGACCUAAAGGACAAAUCUGUAAUAUUUGCAUUGUCAUGAAAAUCUGAAGCCUGUAUUGUCCUCCCAGAUAAUUUGUAACGUGAUUACUUAUUAGUGAGAUAAUUGUAAUUUGUUGGCCAUUGCUACCGGAAAUUUAUAUGGUUGUUAACAUUAAUAACCUUUUUUAGUUUAA